UACUUGAAUAAGAAAAGGUGUGUCUUCGGAGCAAGAUUUCAUUUAAAUUCAACUUUCGCUUGAUUUAGACUAGUUAAGAAUUCGCUACCACUUCGAUUGAUCUACAGUGCUAAUAUCUAUUUCCCAUUUAAUAUCCCUAUGUAUUAUUAGGUCUAUUAAAAUGAAUGUUAUUUUUGGUUUUUUUGUCCUUACAAUAACCAGCCCAUUAAUUAUCGUGGCUGAUAAAAAGCUUGAGAAAGAUGAAGCCAGCAAUAGUGAUGAAAUAAGAAUUUACAAACGUCUUAUUCCUGCUGAUGUGCUCAGAGAUUUUCCAGCAAUGUGUUUUGCCUCCACAAGGUGUGCUACAGUUGAGCCUGGAAAGUCUUGGGAUCUGACUCCAUUCUGCGGCCGCUCUACGUGCGUACAAAAUGAGGAGAAUGAUACAAAGCUUUUCGAACUUGUAGAAGAUUGCGGCCCUUUGCCACUUGCCAAUGAAAAAUGUAAACUGGACACUGAAAAGACUAACAAAACAGCUUCAUUUCCAUAUUGUUGUCCCAUAUUUACGUGUGAACCAGGAGUUAAGUUGGAAUAUCCUGACAUUGGAAAAGGCACCAGCAAAGAAAAUUUGAAAUAAAUAUUAAAAUGUA
Messenger RNA from Drosophila ananassae, 626 nucleotides. RefSeq lists its product as uncharacterized. Bases 161 to 613 code for a protein of 150 amino acids. The record is from RefSeq and is a predicted model, not a curated record. The transcript is spliced from 3 exons. Lineage: Eukaryota; Metazoa; Arthropoda; Insecta; Diptera; Drosophilidae.